CAAACAAGCCACUUCCUCGAAGCUGACGCUCAUGUGACUCCAGCAUAGCAAUGCGACUGAGGUGGACUCAGACUCUCACUCUGUUUUUCGCAUCAAUAUGUUGUUCCUUAACAGAAAAGCCUUCAAAUGCUUCAUCUCCAAACAUCAUCAUCAUGCUCAUGGAUGACAUGGGUUGGGGGGACUUGGGGGUGUUUGGUCAGCCCUCCAAAGAAACCCCCAACCUGGAUGCCAUGGCAGCUCAGGGCAUGCUGCUUCCAAAUUUCUACACAGCAAACCCACUCUGUUCCCCGUCCAGAGCUGCACUUCUCACCGGGAGGCUGCCUGUCAGAAACGGUUUCUACACCACUAAUGCCCACGCCAGAAAUGCAUACACACCACAGGAGAUAGUGGGAGGAAUCUCGAAGGAUGAGAUUUUGUUACCCAGGAUGCUUAAGGAGAAGGGCUACAUCAGCAAGAUAGUUGGCAAGUGGUGAGCUCUUUAUCUUCCCUUAAUCCAGAAGUUUUGGGGGGUUUUGGGAGUUUAUGUUCAUGGUUGGCAGCUCAGGAGGGUAUAAUUAACUUUAUUUAUACAGAACUUUUCCUAAUAAAGUUCCAAAAUGCUUCACAUGCUUGAGCAAGGAUUAAAAUAUUUCAGGACUGCAUUCAAGGGAAUAAAAUCAGACAAUUAAAAUAAUAUGAAACACAAGGGUCCAUGAGCGAGACACCCAAAACCAAAUUGGCU
This is a messenger RNA of Larimichthys crocea (large yellow croaker), 721 nucleotides long. RefSeq names its product N-acetylgalactosamine-6-sulfatase-like. Lineage: Eukaryota; Metazoa; Chordata; Actinopteri; Sciaenidae. Gene Ontology annotation, molecular function: arylsulfatase activity. The transcript has 4 exons. Bases 51 to 473 code for a protein of 140 amino acids. The record is from RefSeq and is a predicted model, not a curated record.